UUUUGGUUGGAAAAUGGAAGUUAGCCAUUUGUGCGAUAACCAAACAAUUAAAUAAUUUCUAUUUGUGCGUGAUUAUUUAGUUAAAACGAAGUAAUGCGAUCACAUUGUAUUGUUAUACGGUAACUGUAAUCAAUGACAGAAGUGUGAGCCAUGGUAUUGAUUUAUUGCAGCAAAUACUGUGCAAAUAGUGGUAUUUUAGACAAAGGAUGCUAAUUUUCAAAGUGUACUGAUUUAUACAAAGCCAAUGCUAAAAUUUAUUAUGAUGGACUUGACUGUACUUGCCAUUAAAUAAUAAUGGAUGAUAAUAUGAAAUAAAAUGAUGGAGGGAGAAGAAUUCAACCUCCAUUGGGAGGAGGUUGAAGUUAAGCAUGGCAUUGUUGAAGUCGAAGAAGAAGUGAUAUGCGGCCUCACAAGCCAUGACACAUCAUAUUCAAAUGCGGGUCCAGGAGACAUAAUAGAAGAAAAUGAUCAGAUGGCUGCAGAGAACUUGAUGUAUUUAUCUCAAGAUGUAGUGAACUACACAGAGACAGCGGAACUGGCUGACGAUCCAAAUGUAGAGUGUGUAACGGAAGAAGUCAUCACUGAUGACUGGGUCAUACCUGGUGGGCAAGAGAGAGUGGAAGUUCCUUUGGAUCAUUUAACUAAUCCAGUUUCAGACGCCAAAGAAGAAAAUGAUGUUGACGUUCCACUCCCUACUGACCAGGACGAGUACACAGCGAUGCGUCCAUGGCCGUGCGACUUCUGCUCGCGGCGGUUCCGCAAGAAGGCGGCGCUGAUGAACCACAUGGUGGCCCACCAGAACGACAGGCCGCACGCGUGCAACUUGUGCGGCGUGCGAUACGUACGCAAGUGUGACCUCAUCAACCACUUGAAGGUUCACGCGUUUGUGCCGGACAACCAGGAUGUCAUGGACUAUGAUGACAUUAUAGAUACUCAAGUUACUACUAAACCAAAGAAGAAAAAAGGACGACGGAAAAAGAAUCCAGAACCAGUAGAGAACGGCCUGUGGGAGAACAUGACAUCGGCUAGGACGCAGCAGUGGUCACGGCGCGCGCGCACGCCGCCCAAGCCGCCGCCGACACCGCCGUCGCCGCCCACGCCGCCGUCGCCGCCCUCGCCGCCGCCGCCGCCCGCCGACCCCGCGCGACCUUUCGUCUGCCGCCAGUGUGGCAUCGGCUUCGCUAGGGAGAAGGCUCUGCAGUCGCAUGCGAGGGUGCACGGAGGCGACUCGCCGGUGGAGUGCGGCGAGUGCGGCGAGCUGUGCUGGUCGCGCGAGGCGCUGGCCACACACGCGGCCGCGCGUCACCCGCACCUGCCGCCGCGGCCCAGCCACGCCGCGCCCUACCAGGUGGACGACGAGGAUGACGACAUGGACUUCAAGCUGUCGCCGGCGGCGCACAGCGGCAGCGCCGAGCGCGUGUACGAGGCGGUGCGCGGGCCCGAGCUGUUCUGCCAGGACUGCGGCGUGGCCUUCCAGCGCGCCGACCUGCUGCGCCGCCACGUGGCCGCCGCGCACAGCUACAAACGCCACGAUAGCACGAGCAGCGCGUGGGGCGAGCACACGUGCGACGUGUGUGGCGAGAGCUGUACUGACGCGCUGCAACUCCUGGCGCACGCGGAAGGCCACGCCGAGCGCCACCACACCACUCCCAGAUUAAAAAAGCAGUCUCGAGGUCGAAAUAACGUGUCUUCAAGUAGUUCAAGACAAUUCCCAUGUAGAGAAUGUGUUUUUAUUGGCGAGGCACUGAGGCGGUAA
This is a messenger RNA of Ostrinia furnacalis (Asian corn borer), 1756 nucleotides long. Its product is annotated as zinc finger protein 836. Gene Ontology annotation, biological process: regulation of transcription by RNA polymerase II. Gene Ontology annotation, molecular function: DNA-binding transcription factor activity, RNA polymerase II-specific; RNA polymerase II transcription regulatory region sequence-specific DNA binding. The record is from RefSeq and is a predicted model, not a curated record. Gene Ontology annotation, cellular component: nucleus. NCBI's taxonomy places the organism in Eukaryota, Metazoa, Arthropoda, Insecta, Lepidoptera, Crambidae. The transcript is spliced from 14 exons. The coding region runs from base 317 to 1756 and encodes 479 amino acids.